Messenger RNA from Prunus armeniaca (apricot), 927 nucleotides. NCBI's taxonomy places the organism in Eukaryota, Viridiplantae, Streptophyta, Magnoliopsida, Rosales, Rosaceae. The record is from the annotation of a GenBank genome assembly.
AUGGCCCUUGUACAGAAUGAAACAAUGGGAGACCUUGAUAUCCCGACAAUUCUGAUGUCACCUUCAAGCAUCGUUCUCCCUACAGCUGCCAGGAAUUAUGAAUUGAAAAAUAUCCACUUUAAUAUGAUGCCUUCUUUUCAUGGAUUAAGUUCUAAAGAUCCUUUAGCUCAUAUUAGAGAUAUUUUUAACAUGGUUUCUAACAUGGCUUUGACAGAGGAAGUCACCGAAGAACAUCUCAUGAUGAAAGUCUUUCCCUACAAAUUGAAAGAUAAAGUAAAAAUGUGGCUCAAUUCCUUAAGACCUGGAUUAUUGACUAGCUGGACAGAGGUUCAAAACAAGUUCUUGGAGAAGUUCUUUUCGACUCAGAAAACUGAUGCAUUAAGGGAUAAAAUCAUGCAAUUCAGUCAACAGGCCGAUGAGUCAUUUUCAGAAGCUUGGGAACGGUUCAAUAAUUUUUUAAUACAAUGUCCUCACCAUGGUUUGCUUACUCUAGUUCUCAUGCGUAUUUUUUAUAAGACACUAACCGUUUCGAGUAAGGCUGCAGUGAAUAACUAUGCAGGUGGAUCUAUUAAGAACAAGACACCAACUGAAUGUCAAACUUUGUUUGAUACACUAGCAAUUGAAACACAGCAUUCUGAUACAAGAGGUAAACGUGCUGGAAUUUAUGAAAUUGGUAGUUCUAAUGCUUUUGCUUCUAAAGAGAAGGUUGAUGCUAUAACUAGUAAAUUGGACACCUUGCUUGCUAUGAAUGGGAGAGCACCAACACAAGAGAUUUGCUCCAUUUGUGUUGUUCCUGGUCAUGCCACCAUAUCUUGUCCUCAUGGGGUUGAUUUUCCAGAAUUUCUGCAAGAACAAGCCAACAUGGUGAAUACCUAUAGACGUCCCGGCAAUGAUCCAUUCUCCAACACAUAUAAUCCGGGAUGGUAA